UAUAUCUCGCAUACCACAACGGGAUGUUUGAAUUAUUAAUAGUUCAACGUGAAAAUGGCGGAUAGUGAACUUUCACAGACUGAAAGUGCCAAUGAAGGACAAGUUGGUACAGAAAGCAUAGCUGCCACUGCUGUAUCAUCAGAAUCUGUCCAGAAAGUUAUGGCAGCUGACAAAGAUAGUCAGACUAAAAAGCCCAGGGUAGACCUUCAGAACUUGCCAACAAGACAAUAUCUCGAUACAACUGUUGUACCCAUUCUCUUACAGAGCUUGUCAGCCUUGGUUAAAGAAAGACCACCUGAUCCCAUUGACUAUCUUGCUGCCUACCUCUUGAAGAACAAAUCACAGUUUGAACAGGGAUGGACACAGAACUCAUCCAGUUAAUAUGCUUGGCUGUUCAUGUUGUGGACUAAAUUGUGCUGUUUACCAGAGGAACUAAAGUUCUCAUGUAUGUUUACAACAAUGUAUAUGAUUCACUUAAAGAUUCUGUGAAAUACUACAUCUGAUUUUUCAUUAAAACAGUUAACCAUAAAACCAAGUAAAACACCAAAACUUGGAAAAUGUAAGUACUGUAGUCAUAAUAGACUUGAAAAAGUCAUGUAUCUGUGAACUUGCAUGAAUCACGUUAGUAAAUAUAGUUUCUACAAGUUGUGUAAA
Limulus polyphemus (Atlantic horseshoe crab) is the source of this 654-nucleotide messenger RNA. RefSeq names its product protein dpy-30 homolog. The transcript has 4 exons. Bases 55 to 381 code for a protein of 108 amino acids. The record is from RefSeq and is a predicted model, not a curated record. Lineage: Eukaryota; Metazoa; Arthropoda; Merostomata; Xiphosura; Limulidae. Gene Ontology annotation, cellular component: Set1C/COMPASS complex.